Molecule: messenger RNA, 600 nt
Organism: Paramecium sonneborni
Lineage: Eukaryota; Ciliophora; Oligohymenophorea; Peniculida; Parameciidae
Source: the annotation of a GenBank genome assembly
AUGAUUAAAUUUAUUGACAGAAAAAUAGAGCAAACCUCUUCAUAUAUUAGAGAAGAUGAAAAAAAUGAAGAAGACUAUUAAUUUGAAUAUCCUGUUACUAUAAAAAAGCCAUUAAAAAUUUCCGAUUAAGAAUACAGUGAUGAUUAUUAGUUAUUGAAAUAAAAUGCUCCAGGAGUAAGCUUAAAAUUAAACAUUGGGACACCAAAAAUUGAAACUCCAUCAAAAUUACCUUACGUUCUAGAUGAUAGUCUUCAAAGGUUCUUAAUAUAAUUAAUUAUAAGGUAAAAAGGAAGAAUGAAAUUCUAUGAUGAUUCCAAAAAAUAUGGGUUUUUAGUGCUUGAUGAAGAUGGAACAGAUGUAUUUGUUCAUUAUGAUAAUCUUUAAGCAGCUGGAAUUACGAUUGAAAAAAUGAAAUAAUUUAAAUUGUGCAUUAGUAUAAAUCUAUUCUAAAGAUUAGGAAUAAUCCUCAAUAUAUAAAAUUUACAAAAAAUGGAGGUCCUUAUUUUGAAUUUAUUCUUAUGAACUAUAUGGGCAAAUAUAAUAAGAGUCGAAAAGCCAUAGACCUUUAGUUAUUGAAUUAAACUUGAUUUUAUAUUAAUA